Molecule: messenger RNA, 896 nt
Organism: Amborella trichopoda
Lineage: Eukaryota; Viridiplantae; Streptophyta; Magnoliopsida; Amborellales; Amborellaceae
Cellular component (GO): cytoplasm; nucleus
Source: RefSeq, a predicted model, not a curated record
UUGAUGCCAUCGACAAUGGAAUUAAUCAAUAUGACACAGAUCAGCCACCAAAAUAUGUAAACAACACACUUGUCUUCACGAGUUGGCCGUUUAAAUCUGGAUUGGACAUAUCCAGAUCAGUCAUCUGAGAAGGAAAAUGAAGCCUUUCAACGUGCAAUGGAACUUGCCGGUGGUGAAUUAAUGGACAAUGUUCAGUUCCAUGCUUGGUCUUGGUUGCCUGCACGGUCUAUUGUUAUGGAUUGCUUAGCAGCAAGGCAUGAGAUUGAUUCCAGUGGAGAAAUUAUGGUCUUGAAGAAAUUCUGCCCUGGGAAGCUUCACUUGUUUGAGCUCGAGGAGGAAAUGAAGAUUGAGCCUUCCGUGAAAUAUGUUCUAUAUGAGGACGAGAGACGCAAGAAAUGGAGAGUCCAGAAAGUUGCAAUAGCUCCUGAUAGAUUCAAGAGCUGGAGGCCUCUUCCUUCCUCAUGGAGAGGUCUUAGAGAUUCUGAACUCCCCUAUGAAUCUGGCAUUCCUGGCUGUGUAUUUGUGCAUAUGAGUGGUUUCAUUGGAGGCAACAACACUUACGAAGGUGCUCUUGCCAUGGCAAAAGCUGCCUUGAGAUUAUGACCCUUAAAAAAGUGACUUUGGGUUCCAUGGAUUCAGCAAAUAACAGAGGCUCUUCAAUUUUGAAUGCAUUUAUUGGAUGAGUUUAAUUACAGCUCAAUGUGAUGACCUUGGUUUUUCAUCACAAACAGGACAAUUUUUUGUUAUUCUGAAGGCUAUCUCCUUCCAGGCUGUAUCAGGAUGUCAUUGGAUUGCUUCUAGGAAAGUAAUGGGGGUUCUAUUUCCUGUCCUUUGAUAUUUUUCCUGCACUAAUUAGUUAUCUUAUCCUUACUUGCGGCGUUUCUGUUUAAGUACUU